CAAGCAGCUGGCUGCACGAGCUCUCGUCGCUGGUCGCGUGCGCACAGACGGUGAGCAGGUCGCUUUUUAGGCUUUUUAUCCAAAAAGAACCGAAGCGGCACUAAAAGUCGAGCCGGAAGCAGCUGUGCGCGCGCGCCGUUCACCUGGCGACCGAGCGCGCGACUUGUUGACGCGUAAAACAACCGAUCCGGGCGGUAAACAACAACAUUUCUAGCUCGCGGAUAGCAACUAGCAGGCUCGCGAGGAGGUCCAGCCCCCCCCCCCCUAAAAAAGUAGUUUGGUCGUGGAUGAGGUCUCCGGCGGACUGAGCACGAGGACCAGGUACCCACACCGGAGCGACAGCGCUGCAGGCUGCAGGAUGUCCACGCAGGUCGGCUCGUGUCUGACAGCCGAGGGGGAGCACGAGGGGCCUCGGGAGCCGCAGCCGGCGGACGGGCCCGGCUCCGGGGCGGAGAGGAGCAGCGGCUCGAGCCCCCCGGACGAGGACCCGCACGCCGCCGACGCGAAGGUCGAGACGGCGGCGAGAGUCGUGGAGGCGCCUCCGCCCAAAGUCAACCCGUGGUCGAAGAGGACGACGGGCAGGGUGCCGGUCAACAACAACAACAACGUCCACAACAACUCGCAGGACUCCCAGGAGAAAGAUCAACAGAACACUCUGAAAGUCGUUCGUGCCAACAAACCCAGGAUGAGAAAAUCCAGCAAGUCCGGUGACUUCAGCGACAUCACAAACUGGCCCACACCUGGUGAGCUGGCCAAAGAGCAGCAACAAAAUGUCCUCAACAACAACGGGAAGAAGCCGGCCUCCUCGCGCAGAGACAAGGAGAAGACGACCGCGAGGGAGACGAAGGAGGGCAAGUCGGAGAGCAAGGAGAACCAGGAGGCGCAGCCCGACCCGCUGGGGGAGGCGCCCAGAGACGGGGGCGGGUCCAAGGGGGGGCAGGACGCCAAGAGCGCCGGCCUGAAGAAGAGGGGAGGCGAUGGUAACAAGCGUAAGUGGGUUUCUCUUCCGAUGGAGGACGCCACCCGGGACGACGAUGACGAAACGCCCGGCCGGGGUCCGGCCGCCGCGGGCCCCCCCGGCGACGCCCCCGACCCCGCCUCGCCCAAUCAGGCUCUCCGUAACCAGCGGGCGCCUGACGGCAGCAGGAGUUGGAGAAGAGAGUCUCGGGACUUCGUGGACGACGGCGUGCGGAGCGACAGCGGAGGCGUCCGCGGGGGAACCCGAGGCCGAGGGAAAGGUCGAGGCCGCGGUAGAGGUCGUGGGCGAGGCCGCUACGAGACCCCCCAGAGUUCCCGGGACUCUGACUCUGCUCGUGGUUCCUCAGAGUUCGGCAGCAACUUGGUUUAUUACUACGGGGACGGCAGCAAAGUGCAGAUGUACUCGGUGGACGAGAAGCUGCUGAAGGAAUACAUCAAGCGGCAGAUUGAGUACUACUUCAGCCUCCACAACCUGGAGCGGGACUUCUUCCUGCGGAGGAAGAUGGACGCUCGGGGCUUCCUGCCCGUGUCGCUCAUCGCCGGCUUCCACCGAGUUCAGGCUCUCACCACGGACGUGGGCCUCAUCGUGGAGGCCCUGAAGGGCAGCAAAGAGGUGGAGCUGGUGGAGGACAAGGUCCGCUGUAUAAGCGACCCGGAGCACUGGCCCAUCCCCGGGGCCUCCGGCGUGGGUUCCCCCGGCGUGGUGGUCGGUUCCCCCGGCGUGGUGGUCGGUUCCCCCGGCGUGGUGGUCGGUUCCCCCGGCGUGGUGGUCGGUUCCCCCGGCGUGGUGGUCGGUUCCCCCGGCGUGGUGGUCGGUUCCCCCCGGACCGACUUCUCGCAGCUCAUCAACUGCCCCGAGUUCGUUCCUCGGCUGGGCCUCAGCUCCACCAACGCCGCUUCAUCGCCCGUGAGGAAGACUCCUCCUGAGUCCGAUGAAGAGCCGCGGGACUCGGCUGAACCCGGGAAGGCCAUCGCGGACGAAGAUGCCCCCCCCGCCGACCCCGAUGCCUGGAUCCAGGUGGAGAAACGCCACAGGCAGCCCUCUGGAAAGGUACCGCGUCUUCAUCAUCUUCAUCCUCCUCUUCCUCAUGUUCUCCCUCUUCCUCCUCUUCAUCUUCCUCCUCCUCUUCAUUCAUUUCACGAUCGCGGCGAUGCUUCUCCAGACGGCGGCGGCCACCGGCCUCCUCGCCAGGCCGUUCCUGACCAGGAGGAGCUGGACUUCCUGUUUGAUGAAGAGAUGGAGCAGAUGGCGCCCAGGAAGAACAAGUUCACCGAUUGGUCGGACGACGGAGACUCGGACUACGAGCUGGACGACCAGGACGUCAACAAGAUCCUCAUCGUCACACAGACGCCUCCUCACAUGCGGAAGCACCCCGGUGGCGACCGGACGGGCAACCACGAGUCCCGAGCCAAGCUGACCACCGACAUCGCCAAGGCCAUCAACGACGGGCUGUUCUACUACGAGCAGGACCUGUGGAAGGGGGAGGAGCCGGCGGAGAGCAGCAAGCAGGAAGUGGAGACCUUCAAGAAGCUGACCGUCAUCACUCGAGACGAGUUCGACACGCUGACCCCCAAAGCGCCCGUCGACCCCAAACAGGAAGUCCUGCCGGCGGCCGGCGGGGCCGACUUGUCUCGCUCGCUGCCGGCGACGGUUCCAGAGUCGCCUGUCGCUCACCAGCCCCGGACCCCCCGAACCCCCCACACCCCCGGACGCCAGGACGCCACCAAGACGCCGCGGUUCUACCCCGUCAUGAAGGAGAGCGGCACCGUGGACGGACAGACGCUGAGGAAGAAGAAGACCCGCCACAGUUCCAACCCCCCUCAGGAAGCCCACAUCGGCUGGGUGAUGGACUCCCGUGAGCACCGGCCCCGCUCCACCUCUAUCAGCAGCUCCGGCGCGUCAGAAGGUUACGGCUGCACCCCCCACUCGCUGCCCAAGUUCUGGCACCCGUCCCACGAGCUGCUGAGAGACAACGGCUUCGCCCAGCAGGGGUACCACAAGUACCUGCGGCGCUGCCUCAACGAGAGGAAACGGUUGGGGGUCGGUCAGUCUCAGGAGAUGAACACUCUGUUCAGGUUCUGGUCCUUCUUCCUGAGGGACAACUUCAACCGCAAGAUGUACGAGGAGUUCAAGCUGCGAGCGCUGGAGGACGCCAAAGAGAACUACAGGUACGGACUGGAAUGCCUCUUCCGAUACUACAGUUACGGUUUGGAGAAGAGAUUCAGGGCGGAUCUGUUCAAGGACUUUCAAGAGGAGACGCUCCGGGACUUUGAGAGAGGUCAGCUGUACGGCCUGGAGAAGUUCUGGGCCUUCUUGAAGUACUCCAAGAUGAAGAAGCAGCCCAUCGAGCCCCGGCUGCAGGAGCACCUCGCCCAGUUCCAGAACCUGGAGGACUUCAGGGUGGUGCCGCCGAUGGGAGAGGAGGGAGGCCGGAGGAGGCGUCACUCGUCCUCGGCCGGGGACGAAGGGCGGCGUCGGCGACAUCCCUCCAACACGACCUCGAAGCCCACCCAGGCCGCUCAGGCCACGCCCACAGACGACGCCCAGAAAGCCAGCGCCGCCCCCGGGAAGAAGGAAAAUGAAUGAAGCCCCUCCCCUCCCGGUCCAGGUGAGGGUUUGGACCGACGGCAUGGAGAGGCGGCCGCAGCAGCUCUGAGAUCAGCGCCUCGACUCAAUCUGAUGGUUUCUGGUGUUUUUAGCCUGAAACUGGGCGCCGCUCGUUUAACGUUUACAACAAAACAAGAAGAAGAAGAUGAAGAAUGCUUUGCUGCGUUUUUGCCUUUUUUUUAUUAUUCGGAUGCCAAAACUCUUCGUCGACCGCGACCUGUGACGCGCUCCGCCAACAACGCGAGCCCCGAGUGCCUUAAUCUGUUUCCACGGUAACGACGACGAGGCCAAAUAGUCCCAACUUCAACUUUAAAGUCUUCCCGAGUCAUUUGACCGCGUUUUAAAGUCAUUUUUCUCCUCUUGAGACAUAAAUAUCUUCUUUUGUUCUUAUCUCACGACAAUCAAGCUGACAGCUGCAGCCCCCCCCCCCCCCCCCCCCCCCCCCCUCAUUUUAACACGGGAAGCCCCGUUUUAUAAUUUAUUGUUUUAUUCUCAUUUUCAUUCACUUGAUCUUAAAUGUUUCUGCUGGCUUUGGGUGUGAAGCGUCUUAAAGCGACGGCGUAAUGUCGCUUUAAUUCAUAUUUACUUAAUCAUUAACUUUACUUGAUCAAUGGCGGCAAAAAAAAAAAAAUGUAAAUACUAUAAAAAAUAAUUUGCUAUUCAAUUUAUUGUUUGGAUUUUAUGAAUUGAUUUUAUUUUACCGGUCGUGUGGUUUUUGAGUGUUUUUAGGAUCAUGUGAUGCAUGUUGAUGCCUCGACUGUACAAUGGAAAACAUUAAAAAAACAAAAAAACAUAAA
Molecule: messenger RNA, 4383 nt
Organism: Cyclopterus lumpus (lumpfish)
Lineage: Eukaryota; Metazoa; Chordata; Actinopteri; Perciformes; Cyclopteridae
Gene: larp1b
Product: La ribonucleoprotein 1B
Biological process (GO): positive regulation of translation; mRNA stabilization
Cellular component (GO): cytoplasmic stress granule; cytosol
Molecular function (GO): RNA cap binding
Source: RefSeq, a predicted model, not a curated record